GGGAAAUGUCUGCCUGCCUGCCUGCAAAUUUUUAAUUGGGGAUAUUUAUAAGUCAAAACACAUCCUUUCAAAUUUUCCACUGACCACACUACUGACUACUUGCAUCUUCCAAAAUUCAUCAUUUUAUGCCUGCCUGCAAAUUUUGCUUUCAUUACAAUGUCAUCAACAAUGUUUCUAUCUCCCACAAUGCUCACAAAAUUCCCAAAAAUCACCAACUCAACCCCACAAAAUCAACCCAAUUCAAUUUCAGUCCCAACCCCUGAAAAAAACCAUCCAAAUUCAGCCACAAAAACAGCUCCAUGGAUGAAGGGUCCUCUUGUUCUUAAACCUAAUCAAGUUAUUGACUUUACAAAGCCAAAAUCCAAGAAAAAGGCUUCUGAUAACAAUGACAAAAAGCCCACAAAUUUACUGACCAAAAAAGUUAGUGGGGGAAGAGGGAAACAAGCGAUGAAGAAAAUCUUGUGUAGUAUUGAUAAUCUUGAAGAAAAAACUGAUGCCCAGAAAAAAUUACAAGAUUUUGAGUUUGAUUUGGAGCUGGGUGUGUUGGGUGAUGACGAUUAUGAUAGUGGUGAUGGAGAUAAGAAAUGGGUAAGGCGGAAAAUGCCGUGGGAAAAGACGGAAAAGAUGGUUUUUAGGAGGAUGAAAAAGGAGAAAAUUGUGACUGCUGCUGAUAUGAAUCUUGAUGAGGAGUUACUUGAGAGAUUGAGAAAUGAGGCUAGAAAGAUGAGGAAUUGGGUGAAGGUUAAGAAAGUUGGAGUAAGUGAAGGUGUUGUUGAACAAAUUCGGUUGAUUUGGAAAAGUAAUGAGCUUGCUAUGCUUAAGUUUGAUAUGCCGUUGUGUCGAAAUAUGGACCGAGCUCGUGAAAUAGUUGAGCUUAAAACGGGAGGAUUUGUGGUAUGGAGUAGGAAGGAUAUCCUUGUUAUCUAUAGAGGAUGCAAUUACAGAUAUAUGAGCCGUUUUUCACGUAAUAUGUACAGCAAUGGAACCAUAUAUGAAACAGUUGAUGGACAUGAUGAUAAAGGGGAGACCAUACCUGUACAAGGGUCACUUUAUGAGAGGGAAGCUGAUAGAUUGUUGGACGGGUUGGGACCUCGGUUUGUUGAUUGGUGGAUGCCAAAGCCAUUGCCUGUUGACGCAGACUUGCUUCCUGAAGUGGUUCGUGGUUACAAGCCACCAUCACGGCUUUACCCGUUAAGGGGUAGAGCUCAGCUUACAGACAGAGAGUUAACUCACUUGAGGAAGCGUGCUUACUAUUUACCUACCCAUUUUGUCCUCGGUAGAAACCGAAAUCUCCAAGGCUUGGCUGCAGCCAUCUUAAAGCUAUGGGAGAAGUGUCAUAUUGCAAAGAUCGCAGUGAAGUGGGGAAUUCCCAACACAAGCAAUGAGCAAAUGGCUUCUGAACUUAAGCUUCUCACUGGUGGGGUGUUAUUACUACGUAAUAAGUUCUAUAUAAUACUUUAUAGAGGCAAAGAUUUCCUUCCUCCCAAUGUUGCAGACCUUGUUGCUGACAGAGAAAUGGAGUUGUAUAAUUUCCAACUUCAAGAAGAAACUGCACGUGCUUAUAUAGUUGAAACCUUUGACUAUAUUGACCAACCAUUAUCGGAUCUUAGCACUGUUGGUACUUUAAAAGAAUUUCAGAUAAUUCAGACAGAACAUGAGGGAUCCAAGGCUGGAAUUAGUGAAGCUGAAGUUCAAGUAGAAGCUGAGAAGUUGAAGUUAGAAAAAGAAAUACGCAUUCAAGAGCACAAGUAUUUCAUUCUUAAAACGAAGAUGAGAAGGGCGUUAAAAGAGUUAGAAAAGCUAAACUCUUCAUGGGAUCCCAUUGAGCUGAAUGAGGAUAGAGAGAUCAUAACAACUGAAGAGAGGGAGUGUUUGAGAAAGAUGGGAUUGAAGAUGGAUAGCACGUUAGUACUUGGACGGCGUGGUGUGUUUGAUGGUGUAAUAGAAGGUCUGCAUCAACACUGGAAGCAUCGGGAAAUAGUGAAAGUGAUCACCAUGCAACGAGUGUUUUCUAGGAUCUUGUACACUGCACAAUGUCUUGAAGCUGAAAGUGGUGGGGUACUUGUUUCCAUAGAUAAGCUGAAACUCGGGUAUGCUAUAAUUAUUUAUCGGGGUAAGAAUUAUAAGCGCCCUUUAAUGUUAUCACGAAACCUCCUUAGUAAAAGGGAAGCACUACAAAAAUCUUUGGGGAUGCAAAGACUUGGGUCAUUGAGGUUCUUUGCAAAUAUGAGACAGCAGGCGAUAUAUGAACUCAAGUGCAAGUUGGACACUCUGAAGUAUGGCGGGAUGAUUGAAAAAAGGUGACAACUUGAAGAAGAAAGAAAGGCAUUGAAUCAACUAAAAUUAUGUGGAAUUUUUAGUUGCUGCUAGGUCAAGUGCAGCUACUUCUGUCCAUGCUCGAGUGUUGGGCUGGCUACUCUUUGACCUCCGUGUUAAAUUGGUUAACAAGGAGUUGGAUGCUAUGUUCCAUUGCCCGUAGCUCCAGUCGGCCUAAUUGUAUAGGCAUACAAAUUUAUGGAGAUAGAAAGCGCAACUCACAACUGUACCAACGGAUCCAAUCUGAUUAAAGUUUUCAGGUGUCAUUCCAUUCUUCCUGAGAAAGUGAACGAUGAAGCUUCAUGUUAUGCUAUCUUACUGAUGGAUCAUUUCAUUCAUAAUGUCAAUAGUUGAAUCAAAAUUUACAUGACUAAAAAUACCAAGUGGAUUAAUAUCUAUCAAUAUUCUUAUUAUAUGCUUCGGUGCUUAUAGUUUACGUAAUAUAGCUAAAUAAGUACAAUCAAGAAACUCGAGAAGAAAAAGUGUUCUUCGUGUUGAUAGGUUUAGGACUGAUCAUAUAGGAGCUGAUCAUCUUUGGCUUGUACUUCUCUUUGAGGCAUUUGUAUACUUUCUUAUGUAUAAUCACUCCUUGCUCAAAUCGUCAAAGUGAUAUAUUCAUUGCGAAUAUGAUCGAUGCUGUCAUCUUAAUACUA
Erigeron canadensis is the source of this 2969-nucleotide messenger RNA. RefSeq names its product chloroplastic group IIA intron splicing facilitator CRS1, chloroplastic. Lineage: Eukaryota; Viridiplantae; Streptophyta; Magnoliopsida; Asterales; Asteraceae. The transcript is spliced from 9 exons. The record is from RefSeq and is a predicted model, not a curated record. Gene Ontology annotation, molecular function: mRNA binding. Bases 157 to 2304 code for a protein of 715 amino acids. Gene Ontology annotation, biological process: RNA splicing, via transesterification reactions.